Plasmodium gonderi is the source of this 519-nucleotide messenger RNA. RefSeq names its product 40S ribosomal protein S19. The record is from RefSeq and is a predicted model, not a curated record. Bases 1 to 519 code for a protein of 172 amino acids. The transcript has 2 exons. Gene Ontology annotation, molecular function: structural constituent of ribosome; RNA binding. NCBI's taxonomy places the organism in Eukaryota, Apicomplexa, Aconoidasida, Haemosporida, Plasmodiidae. Gene Ontology annotation, cellular component: ribosome; cytosolic small ribosomal subunit. Gene Ontology annotation, biological process: translation; ribosomal small subunit assembly.
AUGGCAGAAGAAUUCACUGAAGAUAUAGGAGUUGUGAACAGGAGGCUACUAGAACCCGUUCCUUUCGUUAGAACGAACAAUUGUAUAAAAGAUGUAGAUGCAGAAUUGUUUAUCAAGUUAUAUGCAAAUCAUUUAAAACUGCAUAAUAAAAUAACGUUUCCAAAAUGGUGUAACUUUGUCAAAACAGGAAAGGGAAGAAAAUUAGCCCCAUUAAAUGAUGAUUGGUACUUUAUUAAAGCAUCAAGUAUUUUGAGAAAGCUAUAUUUAAAUCCAGAUAUAGGAGUAGGAUUUUUAAGAAGACAUUAUAGUUAUAAACAGAGAAGAGGUGUUGCUCCAAAUCAUACCAGUUUAGCUAGUGGAAAAAUUUUAAGAUCUAUUUUGCAACAGCUAGAAAAUUUAGGUUAUGUAGAACAAAAUCCAAAGAAAAAGGGAAGACGUCUCACAACAAAAGGGGAAAAUGCAAUUAACAAUUUUGCAAGGUACAUUAAUAAGAAGGUGUACAAGUUGGACAAAGAGUAA